CAACUUUUCCAUAAAAAAUGGACCAAGAUCAACAACAAAUACAAAAAUUAUUACAAUGUUAGAACUUUUCCUAGAUACCCCAUUCCCCAUUCUCAUAGCACUUGUUCUCUUCAUUCUUUACUUUCGCUAUGCUCUCGUUCUCUUCUUUCUUAUCCUUCUCUUUGCUUUCUGUUCCCAUCUCAUUCUCAUUCUCUUCGAUCCCGUUUCUCGUCCAUGACUAUGGCCAUUACUAAUCAUUCCUCACCUCCUCAAUCACCCUCUACGAAAACGGUGAGGGUAAUGAUUAAAGGGAGGGUGCAGGGAGUGUUUUAUAGGAACUGGACAGUUGAGUAUGCAACCCAAUUGGGGUUAAAAGGUUGGUUGAGGAACAGAAGGGAUGGUUCUGUGGAGGCUCUAUUCUCUGGUGAUUCUGAUAAUGUACAGGAAAUGGAGCAGAGGUGCCGCCGUGGCCCACCUGAUGCUAUGGUUACUGGCUUCCAGGUUUUCCCUUCCACUGAUGACCCCGGAACUGGAUUUCAGCGCAAAGCAACAGUUUGAUGGGUCUUAGCGAAAAUUGCCAAUAGAAGAUUUCUGCUUCAGUUUGUAUAGUUCAUGCUCAACAUAAAUUACAGUUUUAUAUCCUGUUUAGAAAUUUACACGAUGCAGUUCUGAAUUAUCAAUUGUCUUGUUGAAUACACAAUGAAAUUUCAAGUUUAUGAUAUAUUAGUCUUUUAAUA
Molecule: messenger RNA, 716 nt
Organism: Populus trichocarpa (black cottonwood)
Lineage: Eukaryota; Viridiplantae; Streptophyta; Magnoliopsida; Malpighiales; Salicaceae
Molecular function (GO): acylphosphatase activity
Source: RefSeq, a predicted model, not a curated record